Messenger RNA from Aphis gossypii (cotton aphid), 3467 nucleotides. RefSeq names its product protein zyg-11 homolog B-like. Bases 296 to 2530 code for a protein of 744 amino acids. Gene Ontology annotation, cellular component: Cul2-RING ubiquitin ligase complex. The transcript is spliced from 13 exons. NCBI's taxonomy places the organism in Eukaryota, Metazoa, Arthropoda, Insecta, Hemiptera, Aphididae. The record is from RefSeq and is a predicted model, not a curated record.
GAGUUCACUGUGUCUCACGAUAGAAAAGAUAAUAUCGUGAUUAGUGAUAAUACCAUAAUAGUAUAAUACGUCUUUUCGACGGAUCAUAAUAUUGUUAUUAUACUUCAGUACUUCACUCUCCAUCUUAAAUCAGCUGACUAUUAUAGAAUAAUAAUGUGACUUUCGUAUUAAGUAUUAACUUUUGAGAACUUAUCGGUAAAUAUUAAAGGCCUAACGUCGCAUCAUACAUUUAUUUUUGUUUUUUGUGAUUGUUAUUUUUUUAAUAUUUAAAUUGCAAGUGAUUCUAUUAUUCAUAAUGUAUGCCAAUCCUGAAACACUGAAAGAUUUGUGUAUUGACUAUGUUUGCGACAACAUAGAAAAACUUUAUAUGGCUGAACAAAUAAGUGAGACUGACUUACAGCCUUCUGAACCUGAGUAUAUGUUCAUUGAAAGAAAUGUAUACUUGCCAAUGGAAGUAUCAGAGAUGCUGUUAACAAAACUUAGUGUACGGAAUAAACUUAACGAUGAGAUACUAUCACUAUUCAGUCAUAAAAAUGUUUACUUGAGAAAUGUCAUACUACCAAAAACAAAAAAUUUAACUACAAAAGGAUUAAGAACAUUAAAAAAACAUAAAAUUAAAAAACUAAAAGUUCAUGGUUUGGACUGUACAGUAAAUGAACUUGUUGGUUCAUUGGGUGAAUGGACAACACAGAAUUUAGAGACACUAUGUGUAUCAAAUAGUUCAUUUAUAAGUGAUUCUUAUGACUUAAGAUUUUGUGUUGCUGUCUCAUUAUCAAAAUUAAAAAACCUUUGUUCACUCGAUGUAAGCAAUACCGAGUUUAGUACCAACAAUUUAAUUGCUGUAGUUGAAGAUUUGCCUCUAUUGGAGUCAUUAGAUAUUUCUAAUACAAAAGUUGACACACUUUUACCAUUGGGAAAGAAGAAAAACCAACUAAGAAAAUUAAGUGUAUAUAAUUUAAAGGAAGCUACAAUGCAUUUAAUUGCAUUUAGUCCACUUAAAAGUAUGACAUCAUUGACACAUUUGGAUUUAUCUUCUGAAAAAUAUUCUCACCCAUUUGAGAAUUUUAGCUGUGAUACACCUUGGUUACAAUUUUUGACUGAUCCCGAUUGGUUACCUAAUUUAGUUUCAUUGGAUAUAUCUGGAAGUGAUAAUGUUGGUCCAAGAAUCAUGCAAGAUUUUCUAACUACUCAUAAAAAAUUAAGAUUUUUAGGUUUAAUGCAUAUGGAUGAUUGUGGUUUGGCUAUGUUCACUGUUCCCACUCAUCCAUUAUAUAACCCAGACUUAGUGGUUACUGGUGUUGUGACACAAGAGCAAUUAUUGACUGGUUUAAAGCGUUACACAAAACGUCCAACAUAUAUUCAAAAAUGUCUUUACCAUUUGUUUAAAUGGACCGAAAAGUAUAAUUGCCCUAAAGUUGACAUCAUCCAAUUAAUUUUAAAUGUGAUGAACUGUCUUCCUGACAGUUUUCCAGUACAAAUGGCAGCAACUGCUUGCCUUUAUAAUUUAACCAAGAGUGAUUUAGCCUUAAACAUACAUCCUAGUGUUUUGGCUAAAGUAGUGGAAGCAACAUUAGAUGCCAUGGAACGUUUUCCCAAUCAUAACCAGUUACAGAAAAAUACAUUGUUGACAUUAUGUAGUGAUCGUAUACUUCAAGAUGUGAAAAUGGACAAGUUCAGGUGUGCAAAAUUAGUCUUGGAUUCAUUACAUUUUUUCAAUGAUAUUGUCAUGAACCGUAUGAGUGUUGCAAUCUGCAGUAUUUUAGCUGCAAAAAUUUCUACGUCUGAAACAUCUCAAUUAGGGUCUAACCCAAGAUAUAUGGCCAAAUUAUUAUCAAUAGUAUUUGAAAAACUAUCAACUCGAACUGUCGAUGUGACUAUGAAGUUCACACUUAGUGCACUUUGGAAUCUUACUGAUGAAUCCCCUACAACAUGUAAAGUUUUCAUUGAUGAAGGAGGACUGGCAUUAUAUAUGAAUAUACUAAAUACGUUUAUUGAUGACAGUACUGUAGAAACUAAAGUACUUGGCUUAGUUAACAAUAUUGCUGAAGUACCACAUUUGAGAAAUAUGUUAUUUAGCAAUGAUAUUAUUCCUACAUUAAGACGUUUGUUACGGUCAGAACAAAUUGAUGUGAGCUAUUUUGCGGCUGGAAUAAUUGCUCAUUUAGCAUGCGAACCUAGUUGGGAAACAUUUACUGUGAAUAGUAAAGCUGAAGUUUUGGAAGAAUUACGAUAUGCUGUAAAGCAGUGGGUACCACCUGAGGGAGAAAUGGUUGCAUACAGAUCUUUCCAGCCUUUUAUUGGGUUACUGAAAUCAACUAACACACCACAGGUUCAGCUUUGGGCUGCAUGGGCAAUACUUCAUGUUUGUACUAAAAAUGCUAAAAAAUAUUGUGCAAUGCUUAAUAAAGAAAAUGGUGUUGACAUUCUUCAACAAAUUGCUUCGGAUAAAACAGUUGAUCAUGAAGUGUGUGAGUUAUGCUAUGGCAUAUUAGACUUGAUGAAUGAAUUUAGUAUAGUCCAUUUUUGGUAACUUUUCCGUGGAUCUAACCAGUGUAUUCAUAAUAUUUUGUUGAAGUUUAAAUAACUUCUUUAAAAUCUUUACUAUUUAUGAACAGGAAUCAUUGAGAUUUAACAAGUAAGCAAUUAUUUAAAUAUUUUUUAAACAUUUACGUGCCAGACUCUCGUAUACAAAGCCUUUUACAAUCUAUAUUCAUUAUUUCUUCAGAUUCCAUUUUUUAAGAAACGAUACUUUGAUGCUAAAAUGUUCUAGAAAACAUUUAUCUAGUGACUAAUAUCUAAAGAUUUUAAUUGUAAUAUUAUUUAUGGUAUUGAAUUUAACAACUGAAUAACUAUUUAAAAAUAUUAAUAGAAAUAUAUAAUUUUUGUGUUAAUUUUCUUUAUUCAAUUGAAUUAUUGAUUAUUUUUCUUCAAUUUAUGUAUCUGAUACUACUUAUAUUUGGUCUUAUAACUUAUUAAUGUUAUUAUUCAUUUUUUUUCUUUACCCGUCACUCUACUUACUUAUUAACAACUGAAUGGAAUUAUGAUCGUAUGUAAUUAUAAUAACGGUGAAGGAAAUCCAUAAACACUUAUAUAUUCAUUGUUAUUUUCUUAGUUUCCUUAAGAUAAGUUUAGUAUUAGGUAAACUAUAAACAUGGAAUUACGAUAGGUAUUGAUAUUUGUAUAUUAUAAACUGUAAUAAUUAUAUUAGUAUUUAAAUGUUUACUGUUUAUAUAAAUAACAUUUAACUUUUGAUUGUACAGUGUUUUUAUUUUGUUGGAAUAUAUGUGUAUUAUAAAUUAUAAAAUUAAUAUAUUUAUUACUAGCUAUACAUAUUAUAUGCUUAUGUAUAGAAAUUAAUUUUAAGAUUAUUUUUUGAUUUAUUUGAAUUGUUAGGAAAAUUGAAUUGUAUUAUCAUCAUGUGUUAUGUGUACUAUACUUGUAAAAUAAAAUUAUUUUGUCAAUGUCAA